AUGACAAUCAACGACGACAAAGCUACCAUCGCCAUAGACAGAGGUGGAACCUUCACCGACAUCAUCUACAAAUAUAGAGGAAAGGAAGAGGUUUUCAAGAUUUUGUCUGUUGAUCCCGAAAACUACGACGAUGCAAAUAUUGAAGGAAUAAGAAGAGUCCUUGAGGUAAUUGAAGGUCGAAAGAUUCCCCGCGGCAUACCUUUAGAUACAAAAAUGGUAUCUUCUAUUCGAUUGGGUACUACUGUGGCCACGAAUGCUUUGUUGGAAAGGAAAGGUGCAAGGUGCGCCUUGGUGACCACCAAAGGAUUCAAGGAUUUGCUACACAUAGGAGAUCAGUCACGUCCAGACUUAUUUGCCCUUGACAUAGUGAAACCAGAUGUACUUUUCGAGCAUGUUAUUGAAGUUGAUGAGCGAGUUACUAUGCCAGCCUUUACUGCUGAUCCGACUGGUUACGAUGCUCAAGACUUGUUUGAUGAACAUAAAUUCGUUCGUGGAGAAACCGGAGAGAUAUUCGAGAUUCUCAAGCCUUUGAAUAAAGAGGAGGUAGAGUGCCAGUUGCUUCUUGCGAAGGAGGCUGGUAUAAAUUCCAUUGCUGUUGUUUUUGCACAUGGCUACAACUUUCAGGUUCAUGAAAAGAAAGUUGGUGAAAUUGCGAGUCAGUUAGGAUUCACAAACAUCUCGUUAUCUCACGAGUUAUUGCCAGUUAUCAAAAUGAUUACCCGCGGCCAAUCCGCUGUUGUGGAUGCAUAUUUAACACCGAUAGUUGCAGAUUAUAUCAAUAGCUUUUUGUGCGGUUUCAAGGAAGACUUCCAGAAGCAUACUAAAAUUGAAUUCAUGCAAUCAGACGGUGGAUUAUGUUCACAUCAAAAUUUCAAAGGUUUGCGUGCCAUUCUCUCGGGUCCUGCUGGUGGUGUCGUUGGUUUGGCUAAAACUUCUUACGACAACGACUUGAAAAUACCUGUUAUUGGUUUCGAUAUGGGUGGAACUUCCACAGACGUAUCCAGGUAUGCUGGAUCAUAUGAGUUCUCUUUUGAGACUUCGGUGGCUGGAAUCAAACUUGCUGCUCCUCAGUUGGAUAUAAAUACCGUUGCUGCUGGUGGAGGCUCGAUUCUCAGUUAUCGAAAUGGUGUUUUUGUUGUUGGUCCCGAGUCUGCUGGUGCUCACCCCGGUCCAGCAUGCUACCGUAAGGGAGGCCCAUUGACCGUUACAGAUGCGAAUUUGUUCACUGGUCGAAUUAUUGCAGAGUAUUUCCCCAAGAUCUUUGGUCCUAAUGAGGACCAGCCACUUGACUUCGGAAUAACUAAGAGAAAGUUUGAAGAAUUGACGGAAAUCAUUAAUAAGGAGAAUCCAGGAAUUAAAAAGUCAUCUCUCGAAGUCGCAAUGGGAUUUUUAGAGGUUGCAAACUACCAGAUGGCUAGACCAAUCCGAGAUUUGACGGAUUCUAAAGGCAAUGAUGUUUCCAAACAUAUAUUGGCAUCAUUUGGUGGUGCCGGUGGGCAGCACGCUGUCGGCAUUGCCAAAUUGUUAAAAAUCAAGCAAGUUGUGAUUCAUAAGCAUUCUUCUGUUUUAUCAGCAUAUGGUAUCUCUUUGGCUGAUAUUGUUGUUGAAAAGCAAGAACCGGUAUCUUUCGUAUACGGUUCUGCUGCUCUUGGUGAGAUCAAGCGAAGACUCCUGAUCUUGAAGUCAUCUGCACAAGAGAGACUUGAAGAGGAAGGUGUCUUGGAGUCCACCAUUGAAUACACGAGCUAUAUUAAUAUGGGAUAUAAGGGCUCAGAUACACGUCUCAUGAUUCAACAUCUGAAUGAAAUUGACUUCCUCACGCAGUUCUACGAACAGCAUCAGAAGGAAUUUGCAUUCAAUGAUUCUGACCGAGAUGUCCUCGUUUCAGAUAUUCGUGUCAGAGCGACCGGUAACAGCUUGGGCAAUUUAAGCGAACGUUCCGCCCUAAAGGAUUUAAGGAUCUACAGUGAAAACGAACCGCUUGACAAGUUUCAUGCCUCACGUCCUAUGUAUUUCCAAGACGGAAUCCACGAGGCAAAAGUUUACCUCUUACAAGAUUUGUCAUCGGGAGAUGUGAUUCAAGGACCUGCGAGCAUACUCAACGAAACCCAAACAAUCAUUGUGACACCCGAGUCAAAAGCAACGAUCUUACCAAGGCAUAUUGUUAUCGACUUAGAGACCGACCUGAGGUGUGAUGUUGACACUGAUGUGGUCGAUCCUAUCCAGCUCGCUAUCUUCUCAAGCAGAUUCAUGUCCAUUGCUGAUGACAUGUCCAGAACACUUCAAAAGAUCUCUGUGAGUGCUAAUAUCAAAGAACGUUUAGAUUAUUCUUGCGCUCUUUUUGAUAAUCAGGGAAAUUUGUGCGCGAAUGCUCCAAAUGUUCCGGUUCAUUUGGGCUCGAUGUCUUCUGCGAUUAAAUGUCAAUUGGAUUAUUGGGGCUCUGAUUUGAAAGAGGGUGACAUUUUGUGCACAAACUCUCCGUCUGUUGGUGGUACUCAUCUUCCUGAUAUUACCGUUAUUUCACCCGUUUUCAUUGAUGGAGUUAUUCAAUUUGUAGUUGCUGCUCGAGCUCAUCAUUCUGAAAUCGGUGGAACAACGCCGGGAUCUUCCUCUUCUUAUGCGAGAGAUAUUCAUGAGGAAGGCGUCAACAUUGAGUAUUGGAAAAUUGUAUCGGGGGGCCGGUUUGACGAUGAAGGCUUGAUUAAGCACUUUGUUGAUACUCCCAGAACUUGGGGUGUCUCGGGAACUCGAAAUCUAGGAGACAAUAUCUCGGAUUUGAAAGCACAGAUCGCAUCUAAUCAACGUGGAAUCAAUCUUAUCAGGGAGCUUUUCGAAGAGUAUAGUACCGAAACUGUGUUAUUUUACAUGAAAAACGUCAAGAGAACUGCCGAGGUUGCAGUGAGAAAUUUUCUAAAAGAUUACUACCAAACCAAUCAAGAAAAGUUACCAUUAAAAGCAGUUGACUACAUGGAUGAUGGGUGCAAGAUACAAGUAACCAUUGAUAUCUUGAGCGACCUGGGAACAGCAAUUAUCGACUUUGAGGGUACCUCUCUUGAAUCAUAUUCCAACUUGAAUGCUCCAAAAUCUACCACUUAUUCAGCAAUUAUAUAUGUUUUGAGAUGUAUGAUCGACCUUGAAAUCCCCUUAAAUCAAGGUUUCUUGGAUGCUUGUGUCGUGAAAAUUCCCGAGAACACUCUUAUCAAUCCAUCAAAGUUCGCUGCUGUUUGUGCUGGAAACGGAAUGACAUCUCAGAGAGUUACUGACUGUUUAUUUAGGGCAUUUGGAUUAACGUCAGCAACUGGUGGCUGCAUGAAUGGAAUCAACUUUGGAAUUGGAGGAGAGCUACCAACUGGAGAAGUCGUGAAGGGAUUUGGAUACACAGAAACAGUCGGCCAAGGAAACUGUGCUGGAAUUGUUAAAAAGGAUGGCAUUCGUUAUGGCUUUCACGGAUUUUCAGGUACUCAGACGAACAUGACAAAUACUCGAAUUACUGAUCCAGAGGUCUUAGAACAACGGUAUCCUUGCUACCUUCACGAGUAUUGCGUUAGAAAGGGAAGUGGAGGUAGAGGAAAGUUCAAUGGAGGCGAUGGAUUAAUAAGAGAAAUUGAAUUCCAAAGUGAAGUUCAUCUUUCCUUAGUGACCCAAAGAAGAGUUUACAGUCCAUGGGGAAUUUACGGAGGAGAAGAUGGUAAAAAGGGAGAAAAUUACUUGGGAAGAAAUAGGGGAUCUACGAUUCAAUGGAUCCAGCUUCCGUCUUUAGCAGAGAUUAAGAUGAAGAAGGGCGAUAUUAUUCGGAUCUUGACACCAGGUGGUGGUGGUUUUGGAAAAGUAACUGAUACAGACGAGUACUGGGGAAUUACUGGAAAGAAACGGUCCACAAAACAGGCUCCUUUAUCCGGAGGUACUAUUGGACGUUUGACGGAAGAAGCUUCGUGUUCCCAAUGA
Messenger RNA from Sungouiella intermedia, 3945 nucleotides. Lineage: Eukaryota; Fungi; Ascomycota; Pichiomycetes; Serinales; Metschnikowiaceae. The record is from the annotation of a GenBank genome assembly.